AUGUAUCUAUCCAUCCUUAACCCUACCUUGUUGGUUGCAGCCUUUCUCAUUACCUUCGCAUCAUCUGCACCCUCUUCCGGUCAGUUACCUUCAUGGAGACAACUUGCUCCUAUUCCUCUUUUCCCACGCCAGGAACAGACUACGGUAUUCCUCCCACCCUCUACUGUGGCGAUUCUCGGCGGCGUUAUACCCUCCAAUAUGUCUUUUCCACCCGUGGACACUACUCCAUUGAUGCAAUUCUACUCGAUCAAGGACAACACAUGGACCACUAGAGCCAGCAUGCCUCGAGGACUGAACCACGCCAACGCGGCCGUUGUGGAUGGAAAAAUAUAUGUCCUAGGCGGUCUUGCGGAGACAGGCGAACCAGGUGAAGGAAAGAGGGUGUGGGACGCAGUGCCAGGCUCUUGGGUGUACGAUCCUAUCACUGAUUUAUGGGAGACAGUACCGGGCAUACCCGCCGGGGAAGAAAGAGGUAGUGCCAGUGUAGGUACUUACCAGUCACAGAUUUAUCUCGCUGGUGGUAUGUCGGAACUUGAGCUGUUCGAGAAUGGCACUCAGAACAGCGUUUCGGUUGUUUCUGUAUUUGAUACCGACACAAGGACGUGGCUCUCUGUCCCUGAGGCUGCGAAGUAUAUACCGGAAGCCCGGGAUCACGCUGGUGCUGCAGUAAUAGGCUCGAAGAUGUACGUCCUUGGUGGACGAGACAGCGGGCAAGAGAACAUUCGCGACACCGUCUUUUUCCUCGAUCUCUGUGAUCUCGAAGCGGGUUGGAAGACUAGCGAGGCGCGCAUGCCUACGCCUAGGGGGGGUGUGGCGACUGGUGUUAUCGGAAAGAAGGUAUACGUCUUCGGUGGAGAGGGCAAUGCGCAGUCGGAAACCGGAGUGUUCGAUCAGGUUGAGGUCUACGAUACUAUGCGGGACCGAUGGGCGAAGGCUGGGAAAAUGAGGCUACCUAGGCAUGGAACAUACGCUGUGGGUGUGAACGGGAAGGUUUACGUUCCCGGAGGUGGCGUAAGUCAAAGCGGUGCGCCAGUGUCUGACUUUGACGUCUUUGUACCGUAG
Messenger RNA from Alternaria atra, 1062 nucleotides. RefSeq lists its product as uncharacterized. Gene Ontology annotation, molecular function: protein binding. The record is from RefSeq and is a predicted model, not a curated record. Bases 1 to 1062 code for a protein of 353 amino acids. The transcript has a single exon. NCBI's taxonomy places the organism in Eukaryota, Fungi, Ascomycota, Dothideomycetes, Pleosporales, Pleosporaceae.